AUUUUUAAACCAAACAAUGAAAUUGCUGGUCUGAAAACUUGCACAACUUUACAAUUACAAUGACAUCUCAGUCAAUGGAGAUCACACGCCAGCAAAGGGACGCAGAUAUCUCAGCAGAAGAGAGAGCUGAAGAAAUUGAUAUUGGGAUUGUGGGUGGAGGGCUUGCAGGCCUUGCUCUUGCACUGGCCCUGCAAGAGCGAAAUAUCCCAUGUCAAGUGUUCGAAUCUCAUCCACCAUCAAUGAGUGCAGACACAUCCUCCAUUGUUGGCGUUGGCCUCAAUGGCAUUACUGCUCUUGAAGGAAUUAAGCUUGGUCUCACUACAGCUUUACCCCAGGCUGGGGGUUAUUGCACUAAAAUCAAACGGGUUACUUUAAUAGACACUCAAGUAUCUGACUGCAGCGUACAAGAAUUUGUUCCAGGGGAGCUAAUAAUCCUCACAUGGAAGUCACUUCACAGAGUUUUGGACAGUUUUGUUGAUAGAUCUAGAAUUUCCUUCUCUCACAGGCUGCUAGCCUAUAAGGCUUGCAAGCAGGGUGGCGUUGAGGCCUAUUUUAAGUGCCCCAAAGAGGGUACAGAGGAUCAUAGGAUCAAGGUGGUUCCCUGCAAACUUUUGAUUGGAGCGGAUGGGAUAUGGUCUACUGUUCGCAAACAGAUGGUUGGGGAUGCUCCAAGAUACCUGAAAAUGCGAACAUGGAGUACGUUAGUCCAUGAUCCACAUCUCAAGCUGUUUGAUGGGCUUGGAAAAGGAGAAUUCAUUAUGCAAACAGAAAAAAGGACUGUUACUACCUUCGCCACAUCUAAUGCAGGAGACUAUACCCUCUGGUCACUCCGAAAGAUGGACCAAACAGGGGAUAUGGCAAAUUCGGUCUUAGUAGAACGAACAACUCGUGGAAGGCCUGGUUGUAAACAGCGUGCUUUACAACAACUUGAUGGAAUUGAGCUAUGGGAUGAUCUACGAAAUGUUAUUGAGGCAACUGGUGAAGAGAUCAUAACAGAAAGGAAGAUAAUGGAUCGAUUGCCACUCAAUAAAUGGAGUGAUGCAGAUAGACAUGUCCUAUUGAUUGGUGAUGCUGCACAUGCACAAUUCGUUGGGCCUGGGCAAGGAGCAAUGUCUGCAUUUGAAGAUGUACAUCAACUCUCUCUUCUUCUUGAAGUGGCAAGUGGGUCAUCAUUUUCAGAGGAAAGCAUUCAAGAUGCUGUUAAAAGGUUCGAGAAGUUGAGAAUUCCGCGCACAAAAAAGAUGCAAGAGUAUGCAUCCUAUUCCACCAUGAUUCCAGAAUUCCAACCGGAGUGGUCUCAACAUUUAACUGCAGAAGAUAGAUUGAAAGUGAACGAGGAGUACAGGAAAUGGAUUCAGGCGUAUCCCAACAAACAGCAGGGUGAUCCUGAUUCGAUCUACUUCCAGUAAACAAUUACAAUCAUAGACUUAUGGUUAUAAUCACACCUGCAGGAUGUUAUCUCAGUCAGCUACAACCGAUUUGCAAUUGGCUUCUUUUAUUUUGAGAUAAUAUUUUAUCUAAAUAAAGAUUUACAUACUAAAACUUUUUCAAAUUAAUUGGAAGAGAAAAAUAAAGGACAAUGAAUUCUUUGAAUAUGUAGGACAAAGAGGAAGAAGGAAGUAGAAGUAAACCAUUAACUAACCCUCCAAGAAGUGUGACAUGUGUGGAACACUUCGGAGGACAUACAUAAAGCGCCUAUGAGGCAAGACAACAAAAUAAAAAACUUCUGAAUGAGUUUAAGCUAGUGUGAAUAGGUCUUUUAUUUGCUAGGUAAUAAACAAAAUAUCACUUUUCACACUAACCCCUCUAGAGUGAUACUUAGAGAGAAAAAAAAUCAUGGAGACGUGUCUCAAAAACUAGGUUUGAUGAGGUAUUCGUGUAUAAAUAAUUUUUUUCUCACAAAUGGAGUAACGGAGAAAACCCUAUAAUAAAAGCUCCUCUCCAAAUAAGAGACCUAAUACAAAUGAAUGAGGACUCAAGGUCCCAAGAACAACUUCUUCCACCUCCCAAGCAUAUGUUGUAGCUCAAGAUAGUGAGACAAUGCUAAAGGUUUAGAAAAGAUAUCAACAACCUACUCCUAAGUAGAAAAAUAUAAGGAUAGAACACCAUUAUGGAUAAGUUGUUGAAUGAAAUACACAUGUUUUGAUGUGCUUCAUCCUCUAAUGCUCAAUUAGGCUGUGAAAUAUGAAUAGCUCUUGGUUGUCACACCAAAGAAUAGUAGGAUGAUCAAAUGGUAGAACAAACUUUGUCAUAAGUUGUUAAAGCCAUAGAACCUUCCAGGUAGCAAGUACAACACCUCGAUGCUUAGCCUCAAUGGAUCAUAAUGUAAUAGCAAUUUGCUUCUUGCAAGACCAUGCAAAUAGACCAAUUGCAAGGAAAAAAACAAACUCAAAAGUGGACUUUUGUGAGCCAAUAUCAUCAUCCUUAUCGAAGUCAAUGAAGCCUACAAUCUAUGAAGCUCUUGGUGUGUAUUGAAUGCCAAAAUGUGUGGUACCCCAAAAAUACCUCAAAAUAUGCUUGGCUUCCUUAAUGACUCAUAAAUAUCAUGGAAAAAAUGAAACAAUCGCAACAAUGAAGGUGAUAUUAGGAUGAGUGUGUGUCAAAUACAAAAGACUUCGAAAGUUAUUUGUACAAAGUAGCAUCAACAUACAACAUGGUGCAAGUAGUGGUUAAAGUGACACUAGAUUAAAAUAGUGUGGGAGUAGGAUUACAAUCAACCAUGCUAAAAUGACGAAGUAAGUCUUAACAACAUACCCUAAGUAGAUUGUAGAACUUGAAUGCCAAGGAAACAAUGCAAAAUCCUAAGGUCAAUCACAUCAGAUUGCUUCAUCAAAGUGUACUAAAUAUCUUAAAGUGGGGAAGAGGAGCUAUUUGUGAGAAUCAAAUCAUCUACAUACAAGACUAGUCUCUCAUCUCGAUGUCCCUAAAUGUACAUAUUAUCAUAUAAGUCACAAUGAGUGAAACUAGAUACAAGAAAGAAACCAUCAAUCUUCUCAUAGCAAGUUUGAGGGACUUGUUUGAGACCAUAUAAUGAAUGUCAAAACUUGGAAAUAAGUAAAGAGUCUUGCAUGAAUCUUAGAGUUUUCUCAAUGUAUAUCUCCUCAUAAAAUCACCAUGCAAGAAAAAACCCUUCACUAUAUUGAAAAAAUGGCCAUCUCUAAAAUGCAACAAUAGAAAGCAUAAGCUGAACAUAAUCCUUCUUGGCUAUAAGGACAAAUAUCUUGGAGUAGUCAAUGUAAGAGUAAAAGGUUUUAUUUACUUAAUGAAUUUAAUCAUAUUGAUUAAUUAAUUAAGUCACCUUUUCUUUUUCCACUUAAGCUAAAUUUAGGAAGGUUUUUUAGGCAUUUAAUAAUCAUUUAAUAUGCAUGCAUCCCUUAGGAAUAUUAAUAAUUAAUUAAUUAUUAAUUAUUAAUUGCUUUUUAGGGUUUCUAUCUUUAGAAUUAGAUUUCUUUAUAAGGAUGACAUGUCCUUCAUUGUAAAUCAGACAAUUUCAAAGCAAUACAUUCAAUUAUUGUUAAUUGUCUUCAAUUCUCUUUCUUGUUCAAUUUUCUUUUAUUGUGUGACAGGUAUUCUUGUAGAAGAUAACUGGGCUUGUGGGAUUCACAUUUCACAAAUUCUAACAUGGUAUCAGAGCUUCAGACCUAAGGCUUUCCAGUGCGUUUAAUUGAGAGAUUCUACUUAUAGAAGGUCUUCUGUGUAAUUUGGGUUGAUUUAGACCUCACCAUUGAAUCUGACAUGUGUAAAAUAGUCAAGAUUGACCUUUUGUUUGUCAAUUUUUGAUUCACGAAGCCAGAUCUAUGAGGGUUUAAAAAUUCAGUUUUUUUUGUUAUCUAGAGGCACCUAUUUUUUGGAGCAAUUUGGGCCCAAAAGGACCUCAUAGUUGGAUUCAAAAAGUUUAUUCCAUGAAUUUUGAUAUAUAAUUUGCCUAUUUUCGGUGA
This is a messenger RNA of Cryptomeria japonica (Japanese cedar), 3938 nucleotides long. RefSeq lists its product as uncharacterized. The transcript has 7 exons. The coding region runs from base 60 to 1409 and encodes 449 amino acids. NCBI's taxonomy places the organism in Eukaryota, Viridiplantae, Streptophyta, Pinopsida, Cupressales, Cupressaceae. The record is from RefSeq and is a predicted model, not a curated record. Gene Ontology annotation, molecular function: FAD binding.